Molecule: messenger RNA, 5978 nt
Organism: Beta vulgaris subsp. vulgaris (sugar beet)
Lineage: Eukaryota; Viridiplantae; Streptophyta; Magnoliopsida; Caryophyllales; Amaranthaceae
Exons: 9
Coding region: 270-5978 (1902 amino acids)
Source: RefSeq, a predicted model, not a curated record
UCCCUUUUCCAUUUAUCAUAUGAUCACAUCUUCCUCUCAAAGGAACUACACAGUAAACACUAAACAGUAGCAGUGAGUUGAAAAUCCAGAGACUGUGGCCGGCGGUUAUAUCGAGCACAUACACACUGACCCACCCACUCCUACUUCACGACUACCAACACAGUUAUUCACUAUUUUCUCCAACUUGUCAAAUCCUACUGAAACUACUAAACUUCUCUUUCUUUCUUCUUCAUUAUUCCCUUAUUCUCACCAAAAAAAAAACUCCCUAAAUGAACCAGCAAAUCCUUUCACAACGGUCAACGAAAAUGGUGAAAACAAAGAUGAAAGACAAAACAGGCCACAAAAGUAGCCCAAAUAUUGUAGCAGAAAUAGCAGCAAGAUAUCAUAUAGAAGAAUUGAGGAAGAAAAAGUUCUCAAUUGGGUCAAAAGAGGUUAACCCACUUACGCAGGAUUUACACCAUGCUGUUACAUGCCUCUCUGCUGAACUUUACACUAAACAUGUUCAUUUUCUCAUGGAACUCAUUCAGAAUGCAGAGGAUAACCAAUAUGAAGAUGGUGUUGAACCCACCCUUGAGUUUGUACUAACAAACCAAGACAUAACUGGAUGUGGAGCUACAGAGACUCUUUUAGUUUUGAAUAAUGAGGUGGGCUUUUCAAGGCAAAAUAUGGAGUCCAUUUGUAGUGUGGGGAGGUCCACUAAGAAAGGCAAGAGAAACAAGGGCUUCAUUGGUGAAAAAGGAAUCGGGUUUAAAAGUGUCUUUUUAGUAAGUAAACUACCACAUGUUGUUAGCAAUGGUUACAAGGUGAGAUUCAGUGAAGAACCAAACAAGGACUGUGGUAUUGGAUAUAUAGUCCCUGAGUGGAUAUCUGAUGAAUCCUUUGUCUCUAGAAUAAAAAUAGCAUAUGAAUCAGAUGUCUUACCUACAACGACAAUUGUCCUCCCACUAAAGACUGAUAAGGUGAAUCCUGUGAAAGAGGAAUUGUCAUCACUUCACCCUGAACUACUUUUGUUUCUGUCCAAAUUAAGACGGUUGUAUGUGCAUGAGAAUGGACGUGAUUUAAAGAAAAUAGAUAGUGUGACUGCUAUAUCCAUAGUGAGCGAAACCAAUCAUGUUGCUUCAAGAGAGAAAGCUGCAGAUUCAAGAGUCAUUCAUCUCUCAGUUAAGGAGAAGCCAGAUGCUCCAGAAGAGAAGUGUCAGUAUUACUUGUGGAGACAAGCAUUCCCAGUGACACCUGAAGCUAAAGUCAGUGGAAGAGCCAAUGUAGAAGAAUGGAGUUUGUCACUUGCCUUCCCGUUUGGCAAGAGGCUAAAAAGGGGGACCUCUGCAGUUGGUGUAUUUGCGUUCCUCCCCACUUCUAUGGCCACAAACUUUCCAUUUGUUAUUCAGGCGGAUUUCAUCCUGGCUUCUUCACGAGAAUCUAUUGUAUUUGAUAGUAUAUGGAACAAGGGAAUUCUUGAAUGUGUACCUUUGGCAUUUGUAAAUGCUUUUAAAUCUUGUGUCAAAGGACCACCAUUAUUUACUUCCUGCGCACAAGCAUUUGAGUUUUUGCCGUGUCAUGCUUCGCCAUUUCCUGAACUCAACAAAGUCAGAGAAACAAUUCGAGAGAAGUUGAGUAAUGCUUCGAUUGUACCUCGUGAAACGUUUAGUGAUGAGAUGGCUUUCUGCAGGCCUUCGGAUGCUGUGAGAAUCCAGCCAAAUUUCCGAGAGAUUUUAACCAAGAUGAAGGAAGGAGGUGUUUCUUUGGCUGGCAUUUCUCUCAUGAAAUCAUCUCUCGUGCAUUCUUCUCUUGAUAAAGAUGAGUACUAUGCAAGUCUGGAUUAUCUUGGUGUUCAACAGAGACAAGAUUGGUAUAAAGAAUGCUUUGCUGCUUGUAAUCUUAUCGCAAAAUCUUCUAAUGAUAUGUAUGUUGAUCUCUUGUACUUUGUUAGUGGCAAUAUGAGUUACUUCUCUGAUACCAACAUUCCUUUGAUCAAGUUCACCAAUGGAAUGGGUAAGGUAAGGUUGUGCAGUGUUGCUAAUAUCAAAGGGGGCCUUAAAAUUCGAUAUGGUUUACAACCUGAACUUCAUGCUUGGCUUCAGAAAUGUAAUAUGGAAUUUGGUUGCCCCAAUAGGUUGUUUUUCUUACCCAAUUCCAUACAGAAUGCUCUUACUGUGCUCCCAAAGGGUAAAACAAUUUGGAAUUGGCUUUACUCGUAUGCAGGCAUAAGAUCUUGUUCCGUUGUUGAUUAUACCUAUGAGCUUUGUCUUUAUGAACCACAUAAAAUGCAAGAUAAGUAUGCUGUGGUUGCUUUAUCUCAGUUUCUCUAUCACUCAAAACUCAAGAACUUUUUAUCAGAAUCAAAUGUUUGUUCACUCUUGCAAACCAUGCCUAUCAUUGAUGGAUCUGGAAGAGUUAGAGUGCAGAGGAACGUGACCCUUGUACCUGCAUCAAGAAGUAAGUGGUCUAAGUUAUUUGGGCCUCGUAAUCCAUUCUUACAAGAGAAUUAUGUUGAUAUAGGGGAAGCUUAUGCUGCAAGUGGUCAAUUUGCUGGAGAACAUACUCCUGAAAACAUGCUUCUUAGUUUUCUGGUGGCCCAUGCUGGAGCCAAGGACCUGCCUGAAAUACGACUUCCAAACUUGCCUCUUCAGAUAGCAUCCUCUGAAAUGACUGAGGAACAGGUCUUCUUACUGUUGGAUUGGAUCAGGUUUAACAAAACUAGGGGUGGGGACUUGCCAGAAAGAUUUAUUGAGAGCAUACGUUCUGGCCCAUGGAUGAAGACAAAAAGUGGAGUGGAUUGUCCCAGAAAUUGCACUAUUCCUAAUGAAACCGGAAAAGCAGUACUAGAUAUGAUGAAAGAUGUUCUCACUGGUUUUUCUAUUGUGGACGAGGAUUUCUAUGGCGAUCAGAUUAGUUUAUACACAGAUGAGCUCAAGUUUCUUGGUGUUCAAUGUGGGAUAAAUGGUGUCCAGAAUGUUGUGAUGGACCGUUUCAAGCUUUUGGCUGUUUCUGCAAUGAAGAGAGACACGGCAUAUUCUCUUCUUUUGUUCAUUGGCUUCUUGAACAAAAGGGAAAUGCUAGAUAAGGAAUGGGUACUGUAUAUGAGCCAAGGAAGAUGGCUAAAGACUUACAGAUGCUAUGCUGCUCCUAGUGAAUCAGUAUAUUUCCUGUCAGAUUUGGAAGCUGAAGCUGCAUCAUUGAUGACAACUCUACAUGUUCUUGAUCGAAAUUUUUAUGGAGGAAAACUUUCUUCAUUUCUCGAUGAAUUGAAGAUAUUAGGUCUCAUAUCUGAGUCAGAGGUGUUUACACUGGCUGUGGAAAAUUUUUCAUUUCCAGAGGACUUGUCAUUCUUGGCUCCUCAUUGUGGUUUAUUCAUACUUAAAUGCUUGAGAUACGUGGAAUUCCCAGCUGCACCUUUUGCUGAGAAGGUACGAGGUGUUCCUUGGCUGAAAACAUGCAUUGGCUUCAAAUGCCCUUCAGCAGCUAUUCUUUAUGAACCAGAGUGCGCACCUCUGCUAGAAAUUGUAAAGGUUCCGAUAAUUGAUGCGGCCUUUUAUGGGAAUGAAAUCCAGUUAUAUGUGGACGAACUCAUAAAAUUAGGAGUUGCUGUUGAAUUUACUGAUAUAUUAGUGAUAUUAGCCAAUGAAAUGAAGAUGAAAUUUUCAUCUCCGGAAGCUUCUGGCCAAUUGAUAGCGCUUCUGCAGUGUGUUGCAGAAAUGAAGAAAUCUGAUACUUCUGUAUUGCAUGAAAUGUGUAAGUUCUUGAGUGAGGAGGAAAUCAUAAAGACCCGUCAUGGUUACAAGAAGCCUAAAGAGUGUAUACUUUUCAAUUCAAAGUGGGCAUCAAUUUCGCUCUUUGUGGAUCUUCCUCUUAUUGAUGAUUCUCACUAUGGAAUCAAAAUAUAUAGUCUCAAAGAUGAAAUGAAGAUGUUAGGUGUGUUGAGCAGCUUGGAAGAAGGUGCUACAUUUGUUGCCAGAGGGCUGAGCCAACCAAUUGAACCAGGGCUUCUCACAGCUGAAGGCACGCUUUCAUUGCUAGAAACUCUUAAUAUUUUGAUGGCUGAUGGUAGUGAAGACCCUUGUCUCGAUGCUUUCAUUCAGAACAUCAUGAGAAGUGAGUUCCUUAUGACAAGCCGUGGAUAUAGAUUGCCAAAGGACUCUAUCCUCUUUCAACCCACUUGGAAUGAGAUACUUGAUCCGACCGAUGCUCCUUUCAUUGAUGAUAAGCAUUAUGACACUCAUAUGUCUGUUUUUAUUCAUCAACUGAGAAAAAUUGGUGUUAAGGUUGAUCCUGAGGAGAUCUGCUUGGCACUUUCACUCUCGCUUCCAUUAUUAUCUGAAACUCUUCCAAUCAAACAUAUAUAUGGCUUUCUGAAAGAAUAUCAAUGGAGACCUGACUCUUCAGGAACUGCUGAUUUUCAGAUCUGGAUACCUGCAAAAGAGGCAUUUAGCGAGGGAAAAUGGGUGGAUUCCAAGCUUUGUGUGCUUCAUGACAAGGCCGAUCAUUUUGCGCCUAUUUUAUAUUCUCUGGAAACAUACUAUGAAAAAGAGUUGCUCCCAUUCUUCCAUACUGCAUUUGGAGUCAUAGAAUGUCCUUCGACAAAUCACUUCUUGCAAAUUUGGAACCUCUGGGAGUCUAGGGAGACCCAUGAAAUCUUGGAACAUGAAUGCUGCUUCUUUUGGGAUUACAUUCUCAAGAACUGGAAUCCAGAAAUGGAGGAUACCGUUAAGGAAAAGGUAGUCAAAGUACCUGCCAGGUUAUUAGAUGGCAACAUUCUUCUAGUGAGCAAAGAAGACGUGGUUGUUCCAGAUGACCUGUGGCUGAAAAAAAUGUUUCUGAGCUCUGAAGAUUCUCCUUUAUUUGUGUGGCUACCUAAGAGCAAUGUUGUCUCUGCUGUUCCCCCAUCAAGAUUAUGUGCAGUUUACUAUGCUCUUGGCGUGAGAAGAUUAUCUGAUAGUGUAAAAUGCAGUGUGAAUAUCAUGCCAUCUUUAGAUGAACCCAGUAGAGUUGAUAUGAAGAAUAAGCUCAUUGUGAAAGGUUUAAUUGAAAUAAUAUUAGGGUUCCUCGCCUGUAAGAUUCACAUGGCUGCUAGGGAGAGGCAUGAAGCCGUAAAUUUGUUGCUAAGCCUUUCUGUUUUUGAGAGUAAUGAGAACAUACAAGUCUUGUACCAAUUACUCUUGGGUGCUGAGAGGUGUCUUGAGAAAGAAUUAGUGAAAUUGGUUCAUUGGGACAAAAAGUCCCAGCAGUUGUUUAUCGAUGUGUCAGUUGCUGAAAAUCAGAAGGCCAGCCCUGAGUUUGUGAAUUUCUUUGCUACAGAAAUUUCAGAAGGAUUACUGCUACAAGAGAAAGCAUCUGUUGUUAAUGACCUCCGCAAUCUAAUCCAGAUGGGUUUUCUGUUCGAAUUUGAGGAGCAUUCAAUCCAGUUUUUGCUUACCAGAGAAAAUAUUGAGGUUUCAAUUGAAGAUGAGGAGUUUCUCGCUCGUGCCUUCUUAAUUAGUGACGGUUCAUGUGCCCCAGGUCCUCGAAUACAGGAUUCUGCUCAGCUGGAAGAAUCGGUUCCUAUCACGCCUAUUUUAUCCCAGCGUGUAAAGAGAAGAAGAUUGAAUGAGACAGCAAGAAGUCGUGGGAAAUCAAAGUCUGAUUCCAAACAUGAUGCCAGGUUGUCAUCUAAGAUGCAAGUGGAAGCAAAGAAUCUCAUCAAGCCAAAGAAGCCUCCUUCAAUCUUUUUUGCCUUCCUGGAAAAGUUCAGAACGCAGAACAAACUGAAGCACUAUGAUACUAAAUCAGUUCCUGAUGUAUCCAGAGCUGCUGAGAAGUGGAGAGCUAUGUCCGAUCUUGAAAAGGCCCCUUAUGCGGAACUGGUUGAGCAAAAGAAGGCAGAAUAUAAAAGAGAGUUGGAAGCAUACAACAAGAGAUUGGCAGAUGAACGUCAUGGGACAUGCGUGAAGGAGGAGUCACUAUCUGAUGGUAGAAAGGAGGAAGCUGUCGGAACAAGGUAG